AUGACCGAAAAACAAAUGGUGAAAGACGCGGAAAAACAGGCGCCCACGCCUCAAAACCAGAGCCUCAACGGAAGACUGUUGUUCGCCAUCAUAGCUUCGGCUUUCGGUUCGGCAUUCCAACAUGGGUACAACACAGGCGUGGUGAACGCUCCCCAAGCGCUGAUCGAAAAAUGGAUUUCCGGUGUGAUAUCUGACAGAAACGACUUCAAGCCAACGGACCAAACACAAGUGACAUUGAUAUGGGCCAUUGCGGUGUCGAUAUUCUGUGUCGGCGGUAUGGUCGGCGGUCUGAGUACAGGCUUCGUGGCCGAGAAGUUUGGUCGCAAGGGCGGUUUGCUAGUGUCCAACGCACUGGUCAUCCUGUCGGCUGCACUCCAAGGCGUUUCAAAGAUGUACUCAUCGUACGAACUUAUCAUCAUCGGACGUUUUAUCAUCGGUAUCAACUCCGGACUUAACGCUGGGCUGACCCCAAUGUACCUGGCCGAGAUCUCUCCCAUGAAUUUACGUGGAUCCGUCGGAACCGUUUACCAACUGGUCGUUACCAUUUCGAUUUUGAUAUCCCAAAUAUUGGGUUUGGACUACAUUUUGGGUACAGCUGAGCUUUGGCCCAUACUAUUGGCCUUAAUCAUCGUGCCAGCCAUAUUCAUGUUCGCCACAUUGCCUUUCUGCCCGGAAUCACCAAAGUACACGCUGAUCAACAAGAAGAAAGACAUCGAAGCUGAGAGAGGACUGCAAUGGCUGAGAGGAACGAUCGAAGUGCACGACGAGAUGGAUGAAAUGAGAGCUGAAAACGAGGCGAUGAAGGUUAUCCCAAGAGUAACUCUUCGUGAGAUGUUGUCGAAUCCGAUGUUGAAAACUCCACUAGGAAUAUCUGUGAUGAUCAUGUUGUGCCAACAGUUGUCCGGUAUCAACGCCGUCAUGUUCUUCUCCACGAAAAUCUUCAAUAUGGCUGGGAUGAGCAAUGAUGGAGCCAAGUACGCCACGCUCGGCAUGGGUUCACUCAACGUGAUAAUGACGCUGAUCUCUCUAUUUUUGGUUGAACUCACCGGUCGAAAGACUCUGUUAAUGAUUGGAUUUUCUUCCAUGUUCGUCGUCACCGUUAUGCUUACUAUCGCUCUGAUGUUUGUGAAUGUCAGUUCCAUUGUGUCCGGUUUGGCCGUGAUACUCGUCAUGGCCUUCGUCAUCGCGUUCGCCGUCGGUCCAGGAUCCAUCCCGUGGUUCUUAGUGUCCGAAUUGUUCAACUCGUCUGCCCGACCAUUGGCCACCAGCAUAGCCGUCGGAGUCAACUGGACGGCCAAUUUCGUCGUCGGCCUGGGUUUCCUACCUCUACAGGAAAUGUUGCAGUCAAACGUGUUCCUCAUAUUCGUCGUGUUGCUCGCGCUGUUCGUGUUGUACGUGUACAAAAAAGUUCCAGAAACCAAGAACAAGACUUUGGAAGAGAUUCAAAUGGGUUUCAGACAGGAAUCGUACAAAUAA
Molecule: messenger RNA, 1476 nt
Organism: Macrosiphum euphorbiae (potato aphid)
Lineage: Eukaryota; Metazoa; Arthropoda; Insecta; Hemiptera; Aphididae
Source: the annotation of a GenBank genome assembly